Trichosporon asahii var. asahii CBS 2479 is the source of this 1164-nucleotide messenger RNA. RefSeq names its product mRNA guanylyltransferase. The record is from RefSeq and is a predicted model, not a curated record. The coding region runs from base 1 to 1164 and encodes 387 amino acids. Gene Ontology annotation, molecular function: ATP binding; DNA ligase (ATP) activity; mRNA guanylyltransferase activity. The transcript has 6 exons. Gene Ontology annotation, biological process: 7-methylguanosine mRNA capping; DNA repair; DNA recombination. Lineage: Eukaryota; Fungi; Basidiomycota; Tremellomycetes; Trichosporonales; Trichosporonaceae.
AUGCCCGCCCAAUCCAUUAUCCCCGACAUCCCGGGAACGCUCCUCACGGACCCCGAGGUCACCCACCACUUGAACGAACAUGUCGCUCAACUUUGCCACCUGAACCAGCCAAACUUCUGGGUGUGCGAGAAGUCUGACGGUGUCCGCGUCCUACUCUUCGUCGUCAUGAACGGGAUGACGGGAAGUCAAGAGGUCUGGCUCCAAUACUUCUCCGUCGACAAUCUCCACUUCACGCACUGGGAGUCGCUCGACGACCCCCUGACUGACACGAUCCUGGACGGUGAGCUCGUGAUCGACAUUGAUCCGCGCACAGGGGCGCAAGUGAUGCGGUACUAUGCGUUUGACUGCCUCGUCCUCAACGGCGAGAACAUCAUGAAGAAGCCGCUCGUCAAGCGCUUCGCUGCGGCGCAGCGUUUCCCCGAGUGGAAGGAGAAUGCGCCGUUUGAGAUCCUCGCCAAGAAGCAGGAACUCGCGUACCAUGUCUCGCAGGUGCUGAACGUGCAUGUCCCGCAACUGCAGCACGGCCACGAUGGCCUUAUCUUCACGUGCGCCGAGAGCGCGUAUGUCCCCGGCACGGAUGAGAAAAUCCUCAAGUGGAAGCCGCCGAGCGAGAACUCGAUCGACUUCAGAAUUGAGCUCCGCUUCCCGCCCAGCGCAUCCGACCCAAGCGAGCCGGACUACUGUGCCAAACCGCAUUUCCUCCUGAACCAGUGGAUGGGCGGAGAUGGGGCCGAUGCCAAGUACGAGUUUUUCGAUGAGAUGGACGUCGAUGACGACGAGUGGGAGCAGAUGAAAGAGACGGGAGAAGAGUACGACGGCCGUGUAGUCGAGGUGACGUGGGACAUGAAGCGUGGCGGCUGGCGCAUGUUCCGCUUCCGCGACGACAAGCCGCACGGCAACCACGCCAAGACAGUGCGCAGCGUUCUGCACAGUAUUGAGGAUGGAGUGGAGAUUGCCGACGUUCUAGCCCAGCAGGACAAAGUAAAGGCGGCAUGGAAGCAGCGUGAGCAGCGGAACCGCGCUGCGGCCGCUGCGGCCGCUGCGGCUGCCCCGCCCCGCCCACCGAACGGGUACCAGAAGCCUCCGCCGCCAUCUGCGCACGGAGGGCAUGGCGGACAUGGUGGAGGAGCCCCGCGACCGGCGAUGAGCGGAUUGAAGCGAUAG